Messenger RNA from Puccinia graminis f. sp. tritici CRL 75-36-700-3, 381 nucleotides. RefSeq names its product cyclin H. The transcript has 3 exons. NCBI's taxonomy places the organism in Eukaryota, Fungi, Basidiomycota, Pucciniomycetes, Pucciniales, Pucciniaceae. The record is from RefSeq and is a predicted model, not a curated record. Bases 1 to 381 code for a protein of 126 amino acids.
AUGGGGAACAAAAACGUCGACCUCCCUUCAGCCGGUGAUGAGCCAACCGAACCCAGUCAGAUCGAAUAUCUGACCUUCCAAGAUGAACUCGAACUGGUGACCUUCUACCUCUCCAAGAUCUCUCAACUCUGUCGGGCUUUGAUCUUCAACUUCUCCGAGACCGUCGAGGCCACCGCGAUGAGCUACUUGAAACACUUCUACCUCAGGAACACCUGCAUGGAUUAUCAUCCCAAAAAUAUCAUGCUUACUUUUCUCUUUUUGGCCACCAAGACUGAGAACACCUUGAUCUCAAUCGACAGCUUUGCCUCCUGGAUCCCAAAGACGACCAACGGGGAUGUCCUGGCGCUCGAGUUCCUGGUCGCCCAGUUGCUCAAGUUCUAG